AUGGGAUGCCAUCCUUACCAGAAGAUUGCUGCUUGCUUCAAACUGCUUGCCACCGCCUGCACACCUGAUUCUCUGGACCGAGAGUUUCGUAUGUCUGGCUCUGUCAUUAUGGAAAGCUUCAAGCAUUUCAUCCAGGGUGUGGUUGACCUCUUCGAACAACGCUACUUACACAGCCCAAAUGAGACCGAUAUACAGGCCUUGCUGCAGGUUGCUGAGGACAGAGGGUUCCCAGGAAUGCUUGGAAGCUUAGACUGUAUGCAUUGGGUAUGGGAGAACUGCCCUGUUGCCUGGCACGGUGAGCACCGAGGACACACACAGAAGCCAACCAUUAUACUGGAGGCUGUGGUCGGGCCCGACCUAUGGUUUUGGCACGCCUUCUUUGGUCUCCCUGGGUCACUAAACGAUAUCAACGUUCUCCAUAGGUCCCCUGUUUUUUAUGACCUCGCCUCUUGUAAUGCCCCUGCUGUCAACUUCACCGUGAAUGGUCACCAUUACGACAUGGGGUACUACCUGGCAGAUGGCAUAUACCCGGAUUGGGCGACACUAAUCAAAGGAGUUCCUAGUCCAGUUACUGAGAAGCAGAAGCUCUUCACUUUAAAGCAGUCUGCUUACAGGAAGGAUGUCGAGCGAGCAUUCGGUGUGCUACAAGCAAAAUUUGCAAUUGUCAAAUGUCCUGCCAGAAUGUUCAUGGUAGCAGAUUUAAAGAACAUCAUGAGUUGUUGUAUUAUCCUGCACAACAUGGCAGUUGCGGACGAGCGAGGACUUCCGCUGGCGACCAUUGACGACUUCGAAGAUGCCACUGCACCUGUACUUCUCCCGAGGAACGUGCUAAGCAUACAGACUUUGAUAGCAAACCACAAAAAAAUCGAAGAUCGAGGCAUGCAUCACCGGCUGCAGGAAGACCUCAUGGAGCAUGUGUGGAACGAGUGUGGCAGCACCUGGGCGAUUGGACCUGCACUUACUGCAGGGUGA
Molecule: messenger RNA, 972 nt
Organism: Panicum hallii
Lineage: Eukaryota; Viridiplantae; Streptophyta; Magnoliopsida; Poales; Poaceae
Product: protein ALP1-like
Exons: 2
Coding region: 1-972 (323 amino acids)
Source: RefSeq, a predicted model, not a curated record